Messenger RNA from Entrophospora candida, 4047 nucleotides. The record is from the annotation of a GenBank genome assembly. NCBI's taxonomy places the organism in Eukaryota, Fungi, Glomeromycota, Glomeromycetes, Entrophosporales, Entrophosporaceae.
AUGAAGAAAAAAAGAGUUUGCUCGAACAACAGAUUAAAGAGCAGCAACAACAGUUCUCAAAUUUCAAGUAACGAUCCUCAAAAUAGUGAAAACGAUUCAUUGUCAUCGUCGGUUUUAAAAGAAGUUCACAAUCUCGGACAUUUUACUCCAAAUGAUUUCUAUGGCUCCGGUGAUCAACAAAAUCGUCAACAACGUUUACAAUAUCAAAAAUCUCAAAAUUCUUUACCCAACAGCAAUAAUAAUAAUGAUAAUGGUUCAACAUCGCCGUCUUCAACUACAUUAUUAACGCCAAAGUCUUCAUCUUCUUCAUCCAUUACAAACGUUAAUGUCGAUGAGGAAGAAGAUCAUGAUGUUUCGGAUUUUUGGCAAGAUGUUUAUCGGCCUUCCAGUGGAAAUCGUAUGGAUAUUCUCGAGCUUAGUAGACAAAGAUUAUCUGUUGUCGAUUCAAUUAUAUCAGUCUCAGAAACUUAUUCAGAGCCAACUUCAAAUAUUGCCAAUAAAAAAAUUUAUAGGCCUCGUCCUAACGAAGACUAUUAUUCCGUUAGCAAAGACAACAAACAAGAGUAUGAUAACAAAUUAUCUCCAACUUUUCAAGAAAGUUCGCAUAAACGUUCAAGAUCUCUUGUGAAACCAGAACGUGCUCGUUACUAUAACAAUCGUCGUAUAAGUAGGGUUUUUGAACCAAAAGAUGCUGAAAAUAUAACUAUAGGGCCACGCUCGAUUACUGAUAGUAGAUUAGGUUCUAUAAAAAAUACCAAAGGUUUGAAAAAAUGGCGUAGAGGUGAAUGUCCGUCUGUAUGGGUAAUAUUCUCAAGAUGUGUAACCUUCUAUGCUCCUUCAUCUUUACUUUCAUUUUUUGGCAUGCGAGAUGAAAUGGUUCGACAAGCAUGGCGUGAAAAAAUGGCACUUGUAAAGAUAAUAAUAGUUUUAUGUUCUGCGGUCGGUUUCAUAACUUUUGGCCUUGGCCAAAUAUUUUGUGGCGCGGAACCGCAAAGGUUUGGCGUUGAUUCUCUUGAAUCAGGCCAUGGUAUCAUUCUAGGAAGAUUAUUUGAUAUUUCGGAAUUUUCCCAUCCUGCUGUUGAUGGGCUGUUUACUUCUUAUCCCGGAAAUCUAUUAGGUGUCAAUGGCAAUGAUCUAACAUUUUUGUUUCAAGCUAUAAAUAGCGAGUGUAAAAAUGUUUUGAUUCCAAAAGUACCUGAUGAUAAUUAUGGAAAUGUCUUCAAUUAUUUUCCUUGCGUUGCAAUUAAUGGUGACUCUACCCCGGAUCCUUCCAUCGUUGACAUGAAGAACUGUCACAAUGAUGCUUCAUCUAGAACCUUAUUGAGUAGUCUUAAUUAUGUCGGUGACGUCUUUUUUGAUUGGACUGAUGUAGAAGCACCCGAACACAAUUAUGUGGUUAGUAAUGGUCAAGUUCUUGAUUUGGACAAAUUACAAUGGUUGGUGCCAAAUAUAAUAGUUCCGCCUGAACUUCAACAACUGAUUGAAACUAAACACAAUGCUCGCGGUCGUGACGUUACCUAUUCCUUACAACAAAAUCAAAAGACAAUUAAAUUAUCAAAAUGUCUGCAACAAAUCAUUCGUGUGGGUGUGGUUGAUUUCAGUUCGAUAGGCUGUGUGAUUACUAAAACGAUAACAUAUGUUGCAUUGGUUGUGAUUAUUGGUGUGGUCCUAGUGAGAUUUGCUAUGGCAGUUUUGUUUGGAUGGAUCGUUAGUUGGAAACUUGGUAGUUUUCGUGAAGAGUCUGCUGAAGAUAUUGCAUUGAGAGAAAAAGAUAUUGAACAUUGGAUUAAUGAUAAUACUAUUGAUCCAUCUAUUAAUAGUUCUAAGCAUAGUUCAGUGGGGUCUCUUAAUCAUAUAAAACAAUUUAAUCAGAAAUCGUCAUCGAAAACACCAUAUAACAGUAAUAAUAAAAGCAAACAAAAAUCAAAUCUUGGAAUUGCAAGAGAAUCAUCACUCCCGUAUCCACCAUCAGUUGAUAGUGAUAGUAACCCGGAUCAACAACGUAAUUCUAUAUCGUCGAUAUCAUCAUCCGCCGGCCAAUCAUCAGUUCCCAACGUCAUCACACAAGAACCAGAGCAACGAUAUAAUUUUCCUUUAAUGCACACAAUCUUGUUGGUCACAUGUUACUCCGAGGGUCCAAUUGGUCUAAGGACAACUUUGAACUCAUUGGCCAAUACCGAUUAUCCAAAUUCACAUAAAUUGCUUAUGGUGAUUGCCGAUGGGAUAAUUUUUGGUUCAGGGAAUGAGAGAUCAACUCCAGACAUAGUUUUAUCAUUAAUGUCGGACUUUGUUGUCGAUCCGAAUGAUGUCGUAGCACAUUCUUAUGUCGCAAUUGCAGAUGGUAAAAAAAGACAUAAUAUGGCCAAAGUUUAUGCUGGUUAUUAUAAAUAUCGAGAUGGAAAAAAUACAUCAAAAUCUCGACGCAUUCCAAUGGUGACAAUAGUUAAAUGUGGUGGUCCUGAUGAACUUGACGAUAAAAAACCUGGGAAUCGUGGAAAACGUGACACGCAAAUUAUUUUAAUGAGUUUCUUACAAAAAGUUAUGUUUGAUGAAAGAAUGACACCGUUAGAAUAUGAAUUUUUUAAUGCUAUUUGGACUGUUAGCGGUGUUACUCCUGAUUUCUUUGAAACUGUUCUUAUGGUUGAUGCAGACACCAAGAUAUAUCCAGAUUCACUAACACGUAUGAUAUCCUGUUUUUCACGUGACUCAUCGAUAAUGGGUCUCUGUGGCGAAACAAAAAUAGCAAAUAAAACCGAUACAUGGAUUACUAGAAUUCAAGUCUUCGAAUAUUACAUUUCGCAUCAUUUGCAAAAAGCUUUUGAAUCGAUUUUUGGUGGCGUAACAUGUUUACCAGGUUGUUUUUGUAUGUAUAGAAUUAAAGCACCAAAAGGAAUUGAUGGAUACUGGGUUCCGAUACUUGCCAACCCUGAUAUAGUGGAACAAUACUCGGAGAAUGUAGUGAACACGCUUCACAAAAAGAAUUUAUUGCUACUUGGUGAAGAUAGAUUUUUGACAACAUUGAUGCUUAGAACAUUUCCGAAACGAAAAUUGAUAUUUGUUCCACAGGCUAUAUGUAAAACAAUUGUCCCCGACUCAUUCAUUGUGCUCAGGUCUCAACGCCGUCGAUGGAUCAAUUCCACUGUGCAUAAUCUACUAGAACUAGUGCUUAUUCCUGAUUUGUGUGGAACGUUUUGUUUUUCAAUGCAAUUUGUCAUUUUCAUGGAGUUGAUAGGCACUGUGGUACUUCCAGCUGCAAUCACAUUCACCGUCUAUCUAGUGAUCAUCUCGAUGGUUCAGGGCCCAGUCCAAGUUAUCCCAUUGAUAUUGUUGGCAGCAGUGUUAGGAUUGCCGGCAUUACUUAUUCUACUUACAUCACGUAAAAUUGUGUAUGUUGGAUGGAUGGCUAUUUAUUUGUUAUCAUUGCCAAUAUGGAAUUUCGUAUUGCCACUGUAUGCAUUUUGGCAUUUUGAUGACUUCUCAUGGGGCCAGACACGUAUUGUAGAGGGCGAGGAAAGCGGUAUAGAUCAUUCGAGAAAAGACGGUGUGUUUGACAGUACAAAGAUUGUGAUGAAGAAAUGGUCGGAAUGGGAGCGCGAGAAACGGAUCAGGGCUCGUAAUUUACAGAAAAAGCAAAUACAAAAACAAUUGCAGUCACAACAUUAUCAUUCGACAAUGCCAAUUCUAAAGAAUAAUCACAGUGAAAGUUCUUCUUUUACAAUGUAUUCACCAGCACAGUCGUUUCAAGUGUUGCCACAAAAGCAAUUAUCCCUACAAUCCUUAGAAUCAUCAAAUUCACCACUUCCACGUACUAAUUUUAAAACAUUACCAACUAAAUCUAAUUCUAUGGAUUUGCCGGACUCAACGUCAAGACCUUCGAAAUCUAUAAACCAUAGGUCUUUUACCGCAGACACCUAUUAUCAAAGCGAACAUCAUAAUACAAGACAUUAUCAAAGUUAUGGCACUAAUCCUAAUCCUAAUAACACUAACACUAAUACUAACAAUACUAAUAAUACUACUAAUACUAAUAACGGUAGUAGUAAAUCAUAA